AUGGCUCUCAUCUCUUCUAAAAACCCAUUAUUUCUCAUCAUUGUCCUUAUCUUGUGCUCCCUCUCUUUUAAAAAUGCAUCUAUUGUCUUUGCAAAUACCCAACAAUGCAACCAUCAUCACUUCUCCGCUUUGCUCCACCUCAAGCUUGCUUUUAACUUCACUGAUUCCAGCCUCUCUACUCUACCCUCAUGGAAUUCAAACAAUACCGAUUGCUGCUCGUGGGAAGGCAUCACCUGCGAUGGACCCACUGGUCACGUGAUCAGCCUCGAUCUCAGUAGCCUCUAUAUCUCGGGUCGGAUUGAUUUUGAAAGUCUCUUUCAUCUUCGGAGCCUGCAGAAGCUCAACCUCGCUUACAAUGAGUUUAAUGGCUCUCAAAUCCCUUCUGGGUUUGAUCAGCUCACCAGUUUGACCCAUCUCAACUUCUCUUGGUUGUCUUUUUAUGGCCAAAUCCCGCUAGGAAUCUCCCGCUUGACCACUUUGGUUUCUCUCGAUCUAUCUUACAAUCAAUAUUUCGAUGGUCCGUACAUUGAAAACUUGAAACUUGAAAACCCAAGCAUUGGAGCACUCGUCCAAAACCUGUCGAGUCUGAAAGAACUGUAUCUCGACAGGGUAGACAUCUUAUCAGGGGGUAUGCCCAGCUUCAUAAGAAACUUCUCUUCCUUGACAUCACUGCGCCUUCAAGGUUGUGAAUUGCGUGGAAAAUUCCCCGAGAGUAUUUUCCAGCUGCCAACCCUUCAAUUCCUUGACAUUUCAAACAAUCCACUUCUGACUGGCUAUUUACCAGAAUUCCCUCAAAACAAUUCUCUACAGCAAUUGAUCCUAUCAAGCACGGGAUUUUCUGGAAAGGUGCCAUAUUCGGUCAAUAAUCUCUUAUUCUUGACUCGAUUAGACCUCAGCAAUUCCAACUUGUCUGGAUCAUUACCAUCCUCACUUUGGAACCUUACCAAACUGCAGUACUUGGAUCUUUCGAACAAUAGAUUGAGCGGCCCAAUUCCUUCCUGUGAGAAUGAGCUUCAGAAUCUCAAAGAGAUAAUCUUAUGGAAUAAUUUGCUUAAUGGGACCAUUCCAUCAUCUUUGUUUUCCCUCCCAUCAUUAAAAAAGCUGGGUCUCUCAAUUAACCAACUUAGUGGUCAACUUGGGGAGAUCCACAAUGCCUCUUCUUCACAGCUGGAGGAAAUCUAUUUGGAUUACAAUAACUUGCAGGGAAUGAUACCAAGAUAUAUCUUUCAACUCACGGAGCUUCGAUUGCUUUACAUGUCUUUCAACAAUUUCACUGGUGUUUUAGAGUUAGGCUUAUUCCAAAAUCUCAAAAAACUGAACAUUCUUGAUCUUUCCGAUAACAACUUGUCAGUCCAAGAUGGUGGUGGUAAUUCCACCUUCGUCUCCUUCCCUCUGUUUGAAAUUUUGCGGUUGCGUUCUUUGAACAUCAGCACAUUUCCAAAUUUCUUGAGAAAUCAAGAUCAGUUGAGUGAAUUGGACCUUUCCAACAAUAAAAUUAGUGGUGAAAUACCCAAAUGGAUAUGGGAGGUUGGAAAUGGGUCUUUAAACUCUUUAAAUCUUUCUCACAAUGUUCUGCAUGGAAUAGAACCAUCUCCCCAUCUUUUGUUGAGUGAUAUGAGCAUUCUUGACCUUAGCUUCAACAGGCUAGAAGGCUCACUUCCAAUCCCAUCACCGUCCGUCUUUUUCUUUUCAGUUUCAAAAAAUGCCCUCAGUGGAGAAAUCCCUCUAUCAGUUUGCAAAGCAACAUCUCUAUCAGUCCUUGAUUUGUCUUACAACCGCUUCAGUGGUCAGAUUCCACCAUGUUUGGGUGAGAUUGGCGAUGCCCUUAGUGUGUUGAAUCUUCAAGAAAAUGCUUUCAGUGGCACAUUGCUUCAGACAUUUAAAGAGGGAUGUGUUAUACAAACACUUGAUCUCAGUCGAAAUCGAUUAGAAGGCCAAGUGCCAAGGUCAUUGGUCAAUUGCAAAAUGUUGGAGGUAUUAAACCUUGGAAACAAUCAAAUAAAUGACACGUUCCCUUCAUGGACAGAAGCUUUGCCCCAUUUGCGCGCUCUUGUCUUAAAAUCCAACCAAUUUCGUGGCCCCAUUACACUUCCACAAACAAAUCAGAGCUUCCCAAUGCUACAAAUCAUUGACCUCUCUUCCAAUAGUUUUAUGGGUAGGUUGCCAUCAAAUAUGUUUGAAAGUUGGAAGGCGAUGAUGGUGGAUGACAAAUUGCAAUCUAAGUUCCUUCGUAGAACCCUAACUGGACGAGGGAAUAGGGUAUACUAUCAAGACACUGUGACAGUUGUGAUCAAAGGAGUACAAAGGGAACUCACGAAGAUCCUAACCAUCUUCACAACAGUUGAUCUCUUAAACAACUAUUUUCAGGGGGAUAUUCCAAAAUCUGUAGGGAUUCUCAAGUCGCUUCGCCUGCUCAAUAUGUCACACAAUGGUUUCACAGGCCAAAUUCCAGCAUCACUUGAGAAUUUAUUGGUGCUCGAGUCAUUGGAUCUCUCACAAAACAACAUCUCAGGGGAGAUUCCUUGGCAGCUGACCAAGCUAACAUUUCUCUCGAUGUUGAACCUUUCCCAAAACAACCUCGUGGGAAGCAUACCACAAAUUAAGCAGUUUUUUACAUUCACAAAUGAAUCCUUCCAAGGAAAUUUAGGAUUAUGUGGAGCUCCACUAUCGAAAAAAUGCAUAGCACCACCAUCAAUGAUGCCGACCGUUAAAGAUGCAACUUCAGAACUCGAUUGGAAAUUCAUGUGGAUUGCAUUUGGAGUAGGACAUGGAGCAGGAAUGGGAGCUCUUUUCUGGACUCUAACAUUAUGGACAAAGGGAAGGAAAAAAUACAAUAAAUUUAUAGACGGGAUGCUUUCAUUGAUUUUUUCAAAAGCAAUAUUUUCUCCAAAGCGACGACCAUAA
Molecule: messenger RNA, 2904 nt
Organism: Magnolia sinica
Lineage: Eukaryota; Viridiplantae; Streptophyta; Magnoliopsida; Magnoliales; Magnoliaceae
Product: receptor-like protein 7
Exons: 2
Coding region: 1-2904 (967 amino acids)
Molecular function (GO): protein binding
Source: RefSeq, a predicted model, not a curated record